AUGGCUAUGACAUUAUUUUUCUUCCUCCGUUUUUGGUAUCAGCACAUAUUAAACUUAUUAGAAACAUAUCCCAAUUUUAUCAGUUUAAAGAAAAAUUUUUUAGCUGAUCAAAGUUAUUCUAUUUUGGUAUCUUUGGCAGAGUCUAUAGUUCUUCUAGUAAAAGCACAUCGGGAAUAUUAUCCAUCAGUUCCUUUACUUCUAUGGAUGCAUGGUUCAGAAGCUGCUGAAUACUUUUUUGGUAUAACUCGUCAGAUAAACCCUGAUUUUACUUUUGCUGAAUUAAUUUAUAUUGUUCCAAAAAUUGCUCAAUAUUCUAAAGCACUGAGAAAUGAUAAUUUUAUCUAUGCAAAAGAAAAAUCAGUACGUGAAGAAUAUCAUUUUGAAUAUAAUAAUAUGGACUUAAAUAUCGAGCAACUUAAACUUUUAUGUGAUUGGCCAACAGAUUCUGCUAUACGUAGUAUUUUUAGCAAUUCUUUUAGUCUUGCGACAGAAUUAUGUGAGACAUUGGGUAUACAUGUUCCAGCAGAAAACAACUUCAACCUAACUUACAUGGAACUGAUAGUUUUAAUUCAAAAUCGGAAGGAUUAUGAUAUUUCAAUGGACAACGGAAUGAAUAAUGAAUCAAAUGAAGAUUCAUUUUUAAAGGAAAAUGAUAUUUCUAUGGCUAUUGAUAUAGCUUCAAAACAAACUGAUUCUUUUUCUUCAUUAGAUGAUGAUGUUCCUGAAUUAGAUAUUAAAGAUUUUGCUAAACAAGUUGACUUAGUGAAAAUUACUCAAUCUACUUAUCACUUUUAA
Messenger RNA from Rhizophagus irregularis DAOM 181602=DAOM 197198, 795 nucleotides. RefSeq lists its product as uncharacterized. Lineage: Eukaryota; Fungi; Glomeromycota; Glomeromycetes; Glomerales; Glomeraceae. The record is from RefSeq and is a predicted model, not a curated record.